AUGGAUCCAAAUCCGAACAAUUUCCCAAUUCUCUCCUAUGUUAUGGCCAAGAUUCCGAGCUUUAAACGCACUUUCUCCACCGCCGACGCCGCCGCGGAUUUCGACGUCGAAAACCCACCGCCGUCGACGACGCUCGGAGACGAAGAACCUUAUUUCGAGCUUACCGAGAAAAUGCCUCACCUCACUAACCCAAAGCUCAUCUCCGCCAUGCGUUUGGCCGUUGCUGACGUUGCUCAGACCCGAUCUGUGCUCCACACCCUCGGUGUACGCCCUGAUCAUGAGGCUGUAGACGCUGCACGCUUGAAAUUAUCCGAAAUCGAGGCCGACUUGUCUAAAAGUUUGGAAGAGAUAGUACUUGCUUCUCAGCCGGCGGAUUCUAACCAGCUCGAUUGGCGGGCCCACCAGGCGAAAAAGGAGGAGGAGUGUAGAAAGGCUGCUGAGAGGGAGAAGGAGAUUUAUAAAGCGGUGAUCAAUUUGGAUGAGAUGCACGAGGCGUAUGAGAAGAUGUUGAGUGAGGCGGAGAGUAGAUUGGAGAGGAUUUAUGAGGCUGCGGUGGAGGGAAAAGACGAGGCAGAAGAGUCAUUUAGAGAGAAGGAAAAUGGCCCUCAUGAGGGGGCGGAGGAAAUGAACGAGGAAGUGGCGAGGAUUCUGAGGGAUGCAGAGUCGGGGAAGGCGAUUGAGAGGAUGGAUUUAACGGGAAGAAGAUUGAGGUUGUUGCCCGAGGAGUUUGGGAGGUUUAAGUCAUUGGUUGCGCUUAAUUUGUCAAACAAUCUACUUGAGGCAAUUCCUGAUUCGAUUGCAGGAUUAGAAAAUCUCGAGGAACUUAAUCUUUCGGGAAAUCUUUUGGAGUCACUCCCUGAUUCUGUAGGCCUUUUGUUUAAUUUGAAGGUCUUAGAUGUCUCUGGGAACAAGCUUAUUGCCUUGCCUGAUAGCAUAUCUCAUUGCAGGUCGUUAGUAGAAUUGGAUGCAAGUUUCAACAAACUGACUUACUUGCCAACAAAUAUUGGGUACGAGCUAGUGAAUCUGCAAAGGCUCUCAAUCCACCUGAACAAACUCCGAUCUCUUCCCAAAUCUAUUGGUGAUAUGAAGUCUUUGCGCCUUCUAGACGUGCAUUUCAAUGAGCUAUGUGGACUUCCACCUACAAUUGGUAAAUUGACAAAUCUCGAGAUCAUUAACCUAAGCAGUAACUUCAGUGACCUAACUGAACUUCCUGAUACAAUUGCUGACCUAACCAACCUGAAAGAACUUGACUUGAGCAACAACCAGAUCCAUGCAUUGCCCAACCAAUUUGGCAGGCUUCAGAAUCUGAUUAAACUUAACGUUGACCAAAACCCUCUUGUAAUACCUCCAAAGGAGGUCGUGAAUGAAGGAGUUGAAGCUAUCAAGAAUUAUAUGACUAAAAGAUGGGUCGACAUGGUGAUGGAGGAACAGCGAAGGAACUCGCUCGAAGCGCAAGAACAGCCAGAAACCAGUAUAUUAACACGAAGCACGUCCUGGUUGAACAAUAUUGUUUCAAAUGUUACUGGAACCAUUUCAGAAUACUUGGGUGGACCCUCUGGAAAAUCAAAUGAAAAUUCUUACCUGAAUCAGCAGCUAUGA
Molecule: messenger RNA, 1599 nt
Organism: Fraxinus pennsylvanica
Lineage: Eukaryota; Viridiplantae; Streptophyta; Magnoliopsida; Lamiales; Oleaceae
Source: the annotation of a GenBank genome assembly